UAGUAAAAAAAAAAAAAAAGAAAGAGACGAAAAUGGAGAAGGAGAGGUGGUGGAGGUGAUGAAGAGAUCCUCAAAAACCGUAGAAAAAUCCUCUGAAAAAAUCCCCCCCAAAAAUAUAAAAAAAGAAAAGCUUCUCCUCUUUCCUUUUAGAUUCUUCUCUUUUGUCUGAAUCCCUUUUUCCUCGCGCAAUCCCGAGAUGUCCGACAGGAUACUCUGCAAGUUCUUUGUCCAUGACUCGUGUUUAAAAGGAGAAAACUGUGAAUACUCUCAUGACUCCAAGCACCAUCCCAAUAAUGUUUGCACAUUCUAUCAAAAAGGGAUAUGUUUAUACGGAACUAGAUGUAGAUACGAACAUGUCAGAACCUCUCAGAAAGGAGACAAACCACUUAACCUCUCUUACACACACCCAAGAGAACGCCCACUCUGCUCAUUCGCCGCUGCUGGUGACUGCCCACGAGGCAGCCAAUGCCCACACAUCCACGGAGACAUCUGCAGCACCUGUGGGAAGAAGUGUUUGCAUCCUUUUAGACCCGAGGAGCGAGAAGAGCACACGAAAGAAUGUGAGAAGAAGCAGAAACAUAUAGAAGCGUUGAAGAAGAGUCAAGAGAUUGAGUGUAGUGUGUGUUUGGAUCGUGUCUUGUCGAAAGCUACUCCAGGGGAGAGGAAGUUUGGGUUGUUGACUGAGUGUCAUCAUCCGUUUUGUAUACAGUGUAUUCGUAAUUGGCGUAGUAGUGCUCCUGUUUCGGGGAUGGAUGUGAAUAGCACGUUGAGAGCUUGUCCUAUAUGUCGUAAGCUGUCGUAUUUCGUUGUCCCGAGUGUUGUCUGGUACUCUACUCCUGAAGAGAAGAAGGAGAUCAUUGACGUAUACAAGGCAAAACUCAGGUCUAUUGACUGCAAGCACUUCAGCUUUGGAAAUGGGAACUGCCCAUUUGGAGGAAGUUGUUUCUACAAGCAUGCAUAUGCUGAUGGUAACUUGGAAGAAGUUGUUGUACGGCAUCUUGGUUCUCUUGAAGGAGAAACUAUAAUAGCAGACAGUGUCACCGGGCUAUCAGAGUUCCUUGGUCGCGUGCACAUUUAAAUAAUCUUUCAUAAAUAAAAUCGAAUAAGACAGAUGCUCUGCUGAUGACAACAUCUUUUCUUUCCAAAAUGCAUUUUGAUUCUCGUUGACAAUCCCUUGAAACAUUAGAUAUGAAGACAUGCUCAGAGGGGGUUGAUAGUUCAAAACAUAUUAGGAGACAGAAGAAAACUCAUUUGUAAAUAAUAUUUAGAUAGGGGAUUGCUACUGCAGUAUAUGUAAAUAAAUAACAAGAUUGUUUGAUCAAAGCAUGCUACUAUUCAUGUGAUGUAAAUAAAACCUUUCAUAACUUCAUGAGAAAAGAUUGUAAAGAGAGAUUCAAUUUCUGAAUUUCUAUCCAGGUGGAUAGCUUUAUGUUCAGGUAUGGACAGAA
Eruca vesicaria subsp. sativa (arugula) is the source of this 1448-nucleotide messenger RNA. NCBI's taxonomy places the organism in Eukaryota, Viridiplantae, Streptophyta, Magnoliopsida, Brassicales, Brassicaceae. The record is from the annotation of a GenBank genome assembly.